This is a messenger RNA of Elaeis guineensis (African oil palm), 911 nucleotides long. The record is from RefSeq and is a predicted model, not a curated record. Lineage: Eukaryota; Viridiplantae; Streptophyta; Magnoliopsida; Arecales; Arecaceae.
AAAUUAUGUGCAAAACAAAUAUAAUUAUGCAAGAAAGCAAAUGUAACUGUACGUAGAAUAUUGAUUUAACUGUAUAUAUAACUGAACAUAAAAUAUUAAAUAUAUAAUUUUUAAGUAAAUCUGAAUAUACUAUGAUUAGAGGCGAGAAAAAGGGCCGUCGUGCAUGUGCUUCGUGCGCCCCUCGCAGGGUUCUCCCGCCAUCGAGCUAGACAGAGACGCGCACACCCACACACACGCACAAACACAGAGAGAGAUAGAGAUGGAGAAGGUGAUGCCGUCGUCCUCCUUGGCCACCAUCCCUUCUACGCUGCGACAUCGUUUACUGGAGUUCCUCCUCCACGCUUCUUCGCAACUCCAAUGUCCCCCGAUCGUCAAGUACACAGCUCUCUCCUUCUUCGCCGACCGAUUCCUCCCUUCUCUCCGCAGGAAGGCGAGGUUGCUUGGCGAGAGGGAUGGAGGGAGCUGGCUCUUAGAUCCACCAAGGGAGAGCAAUUUGCAGCUGUUUGCCCUCAUUUCCUUGUGGAUUUCUAGCAAACUUCAUGAUUCUCGUCCCCUGUCUGUGAAGAGCAUCAAGGCUUUGGGAGACAACCUCAUCACCGAUCAGCAUUUCAUGACUCGAGAUUACGCUGAAGCUGAAUUGGUCUUUAUGGAGGUAUUUGGAUUUGAUAUUGGAGCUUCGACCAUUGCAUUCGUCUUCCUUGAGGAUCUUCUCAUUCAGUUCAGGGAAUUGUCAAAGAUUGGGGAACUUUUGAGGUUUGAUGUGUGCAUGGAAAUCAUGGAUCUCCUCUAUGAGACGGAAGACGUGUCAGCGCUCUUCAGCUCCCCCUGUUCUCUUGCAGCAUCCAUCCUUGUGACUGCAUAUACAAUUUCAGUUCCAAAGCAACGAUGGGAAUUUCCAGUUCUACCUUGGG